Molecule: messenger RNA, 2553 nt
Organism: Glarea lozoyensis ATCC 20868
Lineage: Eukaryota; Fungi; Ascomycota; Leotiomycetes; Helotiales; Helotiaceae
Product: RING/U-box
Exons: 4
Coding region: 1-2553 (850 amino acids)
Biological process (GO): Ras protein signal transduction; protein ubiquitination
Cellular component (GO): cytoplasm
Molecular function (GO): ubiquitin protein ligase activity; zinc ion binding
Source: RefSeq, a predicted model, not a curated record
AUGAAGGAGACAUGCACCGGUCCAGAGCAAGAGUACCUUGAGAGGGAGAAAUCUGCUGCCGAGCGAGAGGGAUAUCUGCACCAAAAACAGCGAGGAUACCUGAAAGGGACGGAUGCCAGCAGGAAAGGUGGGGAGAAGAGGCAAAGUGCGGAGAGAGGGGUUUUUGGGAGGGAAGGAGUGAGGGAAGGGGAUACUGUCUGGGUUCCGGAUUGUGAGGCUGAUAUUUUUGAUACGGGGAGUUGGCCGGGGUGUAGAUUUGGGGGGAAAGAGAAAGAGGACGUGAUUAAGAGGGGGAAGAGGUUUGGUGAGGAAGAGCGUGAUAGAGCGUUUGGUGAAGAAACCGGAAGGCAAAAGAGUUUGGCAGCGAAAGGCAGUAGAUUCACAAACGCAAAUUCAACACCCCGAGAAGACGCUCCAUUCAGCGGAUACGCCGACCAACACACCACCCUCCGAAAUUCGCCCUACGGUACCACAUCAAAUCACACACCUCCCGUGAUAGACUGCGGACCCGUGAGGGUUUCGACGGAAGAAGAUACGGGCGUCACACGACCACUACAAAUUCCACAAAGUAAAGUUGGGGAUCUGGAGGCUGCGAAGAGGGAUUGGAGGUUUGAGAGGGGAGGGAUGUGGGGGGGAAGGGGGGAGGGGACGGGAGAGGGGAGGGGAGAGGAGAUGGGAGAGGGGAGGGAUUUGAUGAGUGGUGGGAGGGGAGAGGGGAGUGAUUUGAUGAGUGGUGGGAGGGGAGAGAGUAGUGGUGCUGGAGUGGAUAAUGCGCUGGAUCCUGGAUUGAAUGCUAGGUUGAUUGCUUUGCGAAGUGAUCAGGGCUCAAGUAUUCAGCAGGGUUUGAAUGUCGCUCGAGAUUCCAACAAUCCGCUGGGCUCGCACAGCUCACCCAGCUCCCAUAAUGGCAUCAAUGCUGGUCUUACUGCUGCCGGAGGAAAUCGAGUCACAAAAGCGAAAUACGAAGUUCUCGAAGGCAAAAGUACCGACAUUGGAUGGGGAAUUGUACAUUUAUAUCGAGAUGGAGAGGAAACUCCUGGAUUACGAUCGAAACCUGAGAAUCUCCCAAUACCAGCUGGAGAUACGGCGCCGCCAUCUGUUGCGGGACUCAGGAUGAAAGAUGAUGUUGAUACAGAGAUUGAAGAUUGUACAACUCUUUGUAUACCUGCUGUUCCUAGUUAUCUCACACCUAGUGAUUUUCUAGGCUUUGUUGGGGAGAAGACUAGGGAGCAGGUCAGUCAUUUUAGAAUGGUUAUGACGGGACGAAUGAAUCGAUAUUUGGUACUUAUAAAGUUUAGAGAUAAUGGGGAGGCUAGACGGUGGAGAGCUGAGUGGGAUGGGAAGGUUUUUAAUAGUAUGGAGCCAGAAACAUGUCAUGUCACAUUCAUCAAAUCAAUAACCUUCCAAACCCCAAACUCCACCCGCCCAAACACAAGUUACCCAGAACUAUCCCACGACCCAUUCAAACCUUCAACCUACCCCAAACCCUUUCCCCCACCAACCCCGAAUCUAAUCGAACUCCCAACCUGCCCCGUCUGCCUCGAACGAAUGGACGACACAACCGGCCUUCUAACCAUCCUCUGCCAACACGUCUUCCACUGCACCUGUCUCCAAAAAUGGAAAGGCUCAGGCUGUCCCGUCUGUCGGCACACCAACCGACUCCUCCCCUCCCCCACUGACCCUCCCUUCGGCACCAUCACCCACCUCUGCACCAUCUGCGACACGCCCAAUGACCUCUGGAUCUGUCUCAUCUGCGGCAACGUCGGCUGUGGUCGCUACGCCGGCGGCCACGCAAAAGAACACUGGAAAGACUCUGCCCACAACUUCAGUCUCGAGAUCGAAACCCAACAUGUCUGGGAUUACGCGGGGGAUUGCUGGGUUCAUCGUCUUAUUAGGGGGAAGGGCGAUGAUAAGAUUAUGGAAUUGCCUUCUUCGUCGCGCGUUGAGGGGGAGGGGGAGGGGGAUUUGGUGCCGAGGGAGAAGUUGGAGGGGAUUGGCAUGGAGUAUACACAUCUUCUUACCUCACAACUCGAGUCUCAGAGGAUUUACUACGAAUCCCUCCUCUCCCAAGCUGUCUCCAAAUCCGCAGCCGCGUCUACCGCUGUUGCUACGGCCUCGGAAUACCUCGCGUCCACCCAGGCUCAACUUGAUGCUCUGAAAGCAGAACACGAAACCCUGAAAUCAGACACGCUCCCGAACCUCGAAAAAGAGCUCGCGCGCGAAAAACGCAAGGCGGAGAAAUCGGCCGAGAUGGCACGCGCGUUCGGGAAGCAAUUAAAGGAGGAGCGGAAAGUGAGUGAGGGACUCAUGGAGCGGAUUGGGUGGCUGGAGGAGAGGAUGGGGGAAAUCAAAAGGGAGGUGGGGGUUGUGAGGGGGGAGUUGGAACAGGAGAGGGAGGUUAAUAGGGAUUUGAUGUUUGCUUUGGGGGCGGGCGAGAAGUUGAAGGAGAUGGGUGAGGAGGUGGAGGGUGGGAGUGUGAUGGUACCUCUUCCGCCGCCGAGUGAGGGGAAGGGUGAUGGGAGGAAGGGGGGGAAGGGGAAGGGGAGGAAGUGA